Messenger RNA from Schistosoma rodhaini, 4587 nucleotides. Lineage: Eukaryota; Metazoa; Platyhelminthes; Trematoda; Strigeidida; Schistosomatidae. The record is from the annotation of a GenBank genome assembly.
AUGCUUAUGCCGAGCGAAAGAAAGGUGGAAAACUGGGUCCAGGAAGAUAAAUGUCAGAAAAUCGACGAACUUGACGAUAUUUUGGUGGAUAUUACCGGCUAUUCGUUCUCAUACUUGCGAACCGCCUUUGUGUACACUGGGUUUUUUCUAACAUGCGGACUGUUGAGACUAGUUUUUCACUGGUUUCCACACUGGAUGCUGAUAUGUAUGUAUAAAAAGUGCGCUUUGAUGGAGGCUGAGAGGAUUCUUGUUCAGGAUGCCUAUGGUGUUUAUUACAUACAUGAUGUUAUUGUUGACGUUAUUGAAGGAGUGAAUUAUACCGGAAGCUCUUACGUCCGUAAGCCUGUGUCAUUUAUGAAGUCACGAAUGGAUGGUAGGAUGAUGUGUUAUUUCAUUCAUAAAUGCCUAAAGUACGUAUGGAAUGGACAAACUCGCCGUUUUGAGCUCAUCAGGGGUUGGCAUGAAACUGCAUAUGAAGAGAUCCUGGAUUCUAAGCCUUUGAAUAACGAAACAGUCCUUAUGAAUCGUGCGUUGUAUGGAAUGAAUGAAAUAAGUAUCAAUCUUACUUCAAUUAUCAGGCUACUACUUGAUGAGUGCUUGAAUCCGUUCUACUGUUUUCAAAUAUUCAGCUGUAUUUUGUGGUAUUCUGAUGAGUACUGGAUGUACGCUACUUGUAUUGUUGUUAUUUCAAUUAUAUCACUAUCGUGGCAAGUUUAUGAACUACGUAGAAACGAAAGGACUCUUAAAGAAACUAUGUGUAUAUCCUCUUCUGUAAUGGUUUAUCGAGAGGAAGAUGGGGUUAAAGAAUUCAAAGAAGUGGAUUCCAUUUCAUUAGUUCCCGGUGAUAUAAUUGAAAUUCCACGAAACGGAUGUCUGGUUCAGUGUGAUGCCAUCUUACUAACAGGAAACUGUAUAGUAAAUGAAAGUACAUUGACUGGUGAAAGUGUUCCAGUUACCAAAAUUCCCUUAACCGAUUCACCGUCCAAUGGUACGUUAUUCGAUAUCAAACUUCAUGGUCGGCAUAUUUUAUUUGCUGGUACUACUGUUAUUCAAACAAGAAAUUAUGCAGAUGAGCGAGUUCUGGCGGUUGUUGCACGCACUGGCUUUUACACUGUCAAGGGUGAGCUUGUACGGUCAAUUCUGUUUCCGAAACCUCUAAAGUUCAAAUUCACCCAAGAUUCCUUCCGGUUUAUUUUUGCUUUGUCUAUUCUUGCUGUGAUUGGUUUAGGAGUUUCAAUCUAUUUGAUGAUAAGAGCUAACGUUGGUGUUGGUGACAUUAUCCGUCGAGCGUUAGAUUUAGUUACUGUAGUGGUACCACCAGCCUUACCUGUUGUAAUGACAGUAGGUGUUGUUCUGGCUCAACGACGUUUAUUAUCUCAUGGAAUAUUUUGUGUCAAUUCAACCGUGAUCAAUGUUUGUGGAGUUAUCAAUGUAGCUUGUUUUGAUAAAACGGGUACUUUAACAGAAGAUGGUUUGGAUAUGUGGGGUAUUAUUCCCUAUGAAGAUGGUUUAUUUGGAGAUCCGGAGUUAGAACCAUCAGAGUUGAAUAAUGGUCCUUUAAUGGAAUGUUUAGCGACUUGUCACUCAUUGACAUUGAUUGAAGGAGUUCUGGCUGGAGAUCCUCUGGACUUAAAGAUGUUCCAGUCAACUAAAUGGGAACUCAUUGAAGAAGCUGCUGAUCACUGUAAAUUUGAAAUGGCUGUCCCUGCUAUCGUACGUCCACCUAGUAAAACCAGAUUGAAGGGAAAGACUUCUGAAAAAUUUAAUGAUGAUGAUAUUCCAUAUGAAGUGGGUAUUUUACGUCAAUUUCCAUUCAGUUCUUCAUUACAACGUAUGUCUGUGAUUACUCGUGCUCUCAAUCAAAAUCAUUUCAAUAUCUAUACUAAAGGUGCACCUGAAACUAUUGAAUUAUUGUGCAGAUGUGAUACUAUUCCUAGAGAUUUCCAUUCUACUCUGUUGGAAUACACACGUGAAGGUUAUCGAGUUUUAGCGUUAGCUUGGAAACCAUUGAAAGCAACCUAUACAAAAGUUUUACGUGUAUCUAGGGAUCGUGUCGAGCAAGAUCUACAAUUUCUUGGUCUAUUGAUCAUGGAGAACCGUUUAAAACCGGAAACAACUCAAGUGAUUGAAACUUUAAGAUAUGCUAAUAUUCGACCUGUAAUGGUGACUGGUGAUAAUAUGUUAACUGCAUUGUCCGUAGCUCGAGAUUGCGAGAUGAUCGAUGAACUGGAUCGUAUUAUACUUGUGUCUGCAAAACCACCACCACUUCCUCCUCAUGUUCAGUCAUCUAGUUCGAAUGAUUCUGUGACAUGUUCUGCCAAAGUUGAUCUAGCAAGUGAUCAACAACACAUUGAUACUUCUUCAAAUCAUGUUAGUUUACCAUCCAUUCUGUUGACACAAUCACAAGGAACAAGAAACAAUAAUAGACCACGUACACACUCAAGUUUUAAUGCAACAAAUUCUUUAUUUGAGGAGAACUUCUUCAAUCAACAAUACGAUUCAUUAGUUGAAUUUCAUUAUGCUGAAGAUUUACACAAACCAGUCACUGAAGUGACAGCUACAACUGAAACAGGAACAACGAGGAAAUUUCAUAAAUCUCGGCCUGUUGAUCGUACUUCGACUAAAACUGAUGCUGAUGCUCACACAUUCUCUGUAAGAAAUGUUACGAAAUCUCGAAAAUUGAUACAUCGCUUAUGUGAAGAUGUCCCAUGUGUUUCACGUGGAUGCGAACAACAUUCCUCACCAUCUUCAAGCCCAUUGACAGAUAUAACUGCGGUGCCUAAUGUUUCAGUGCAUGGUCACCCUCGUACUUCAUCCGAUCAACGAGAACAUCACGACUAUGAAAUAGGAAAGAGUGGAUGUUAUUUGAAAGAUGAUUUACAUUCGGUAUCAAAUCAUCGUUUGAAUCGCACUCGUCCUGUAUCUAUACGGAUGCUCGAUCGACCUGAUUUCCACCUAGCUAUAUCUGGAAAAACAUGGGCUAUCAUUCGAGAAUAUUAUCCGUGGCUUAUACCAAAGCUUGUAGUCAAAGGCACUGUAUUUGCUCGUUUUCGUCCGGAACAAAAAGCUCAACUGAUUGAAUCACUUCAAUCAGUUGGUUAUUUUGUUUCAAUGUGUGGUGAUGGUGCUAACGAUUGUGGUGCAUUGAAAGUAGCACAUGCUGGAAUUGCAUUAAGCGAAGCUGAAGCCAGUGUUGCUAGUCCUUUCACAUCGAAGCAACAAAAUAUUAGUUGUGUACCGACACUUAUUCGUGAAGGUCGUUGUGCGUUGACUACUAGUUUUGGUGCAUUUAAAUUUAUGGUUGGUUAUUCAAUGAUCCAAUUUUUCUCUGUUAUACUAUUAUAUUAUAUUGGCAGUAAUAUUUCUGAUCUGCAAUUUUUAUUCAUUGAUCUUUUCCUUAUCACAACUCUGGGUCUUACGUUUGGUUAUACUCCGGCGUAUCCUCGUCUCUCGGUGGAACCUCCUGGGAUGCGAUUAGUGUCAACUGUGACCUUGUUAUCAUUGGGUUUGCAGUUACUCACUUGUGGUGUUGUACAAUUUUCAGUCUUCGUGUUCACUCGACUACAACCAUGGUAUUUACCCCUGUUUACUUAUCAUGAAGACUAUGAAUUAAAAAAUUAUGAAAGUACGGCCGUAUUCUCCGUAUCUGUCUAUCAAUAUAUUAUAUUGGCUAUUGUAUUCUCUAAAUCUGCACCAUAUCGUCGAUCAAUUCUUUCUAAUCAUUUAUUCGUUGUGAACCUUAUUGCAUGUAUUGCCGGAUCAUUAUACCUCACAUCUCAUCCAGCCCGUGUGAUUCGCAAAUUAUUUGAACUGUGUCGUUUCCCUUCAGUUUAUUUUGUAAUAAUUCUUCAUGGAAUAGUAUUGGGGAAUUUACUAUUUGGAUAUAUUUUGGAAUCGAUCGUUGAUGGUGUUUCAUUUCGACAACGAAUACGUCAUAUUCAACAUGCUUUAUUUCCCAGACAUGUUUCACGUAAAGACUAUGAACACAUUCGUGACGAAAUAGAUAGAUUGGCUGGAGUGUGGCCACCAAUUAUACGAUCUGCUAGUGUGCAAGCGUUACCAAGAGAGUUGUUCAAUGAAUGUGAUGUUGUUGGACAAAUUGCACAAACAUCAAGAAAACGCUAUAAUUCAAGACUUUCAACUGACAGUGAAUCUGAUGAAGAUUUUAUUUCAAUUACUUCUGAGGAAAAAGCUGUCCUUUGUAAUAGUUUACAUGAUAAUAAUAUUGUUCAUCAACAAGUACCAUUGCAUUACAAUUCUCAAUCUCCGUCUUGUGUUUUUGAUACUGUGCCGAAAAGUGCGAUCGAAAAGUCUGUUAACAAGAAACGGACAAGUUCUACUAGCAGCUAUAAUCGCCAUUCGUUUAACACUACGAGAAGCCUUGAAAGCAAAAGUAUCAAACGCAAUACUUUUAAGGAAAACACUCCUAAACAACAAACGCCUGUAGCACAUCAAACACUGGAGGUUGGAGUUCUUACUCCGACUCGACGAGCUGAACGUAUUCGAUCACAGAGUGGACCAAAACCACUUAGUCCAAAUUCUGUUGACCUUCAGUCGGACCCAUUCCAAUCAGCUACUUACUACUGA